GUCACUAUGGCUUCUCGUGGGGUUGUUGGUAUUUUUCUACUCUCUGCUCUCCCCCUCUUGUGUCUGGAGCUCCGGCGUGGGAUACCAGAUCUGGGAAUCAAAGAUCUAAUUUUGCUGUGUGGCCGGAUUUUCCUACUGCUUGCUCUUCUUACAUUAAUUAUUUCUGUGACUAGCUCAUGGGUUAACUCGUUUAAACCUUCCCAAGUUUAUCUGAAAGAAGAAGAAGAGAAGAACGAGAAAAGGCAAAAACUUGUGAGGAAAAAACAACAAGAGGCACAAGGUGAAAAGGUCAGCAGAUACAUAGAGAAUGUUCUAAAACCUAGCCAGGAAAUGAAGUUGAAAAAGCUGGAAGAACGCUUUUAUCAGAUGACGGGUGAAACCUGGAAGUUAAGCAAUGGUCAUAAACUUGGGGGUGAUGAAGAUUUGGAGCUUGAUAGUGAGAGUCAGACGUCUUUUGAAACACCAAACAGAGAAGCAGCAAAGAGACGGAACUUGCCUAAGCCUGUAACCAAAGUUUUACCACCCACUGAGCAGCCCACGAAGAAGGAGGUUCUUGAUUUUCCUGAAGAACCUCCUGAAACAGCUGAAGAAGUCGUGACUGUAGCUCUCCGCUGUCCAAGUGGGCGUGUCCUGAGGAGAAGGUUUUUUAAGUCUUGCAGUUCACAGGUCUUGUUUGACUGGAUGAUGAAGAUUGGGUAUAGCACAUCCCUAUACAGCCUUUCUACUUCCUUUCCCAGAAGGCCUCUGGAAGUGGAGGGAGGCUGGUCACUGCAGGACAUUGGAAUAACUGUGGAUACUGUACUCAACGUGGAAGAGAAAGAGCAGAGCAGCUAGUUAAGAAAUGCCAACUAGCUGUUUUACAUGAAAUCAGUUACACCAUGACCUUAGAGGACAAUAGAGGAUUCACAUUAAAAUCAUGCCAUAUGUUGAUUGAGCUCAAGGCCAUAAACAUUUCAAUGUUGAUCUCCAUGGAAAUGUAUGGACAUAAAGUAUUACAAAAGGAUUGCUCUCUACAUAUAAUAAUUAGGGAGUGUGCCAUAUUACAAUGUACCAAAUGAGGAUGAGAUAGAAAUGUAUACAGUAAGGUGCUCAUUAAUUUGUAUUUUCCCCAGCUGACGUCAUUUAUCAGUUUCUUUCAUUGGCCUUGCCAUAGUGAACAUUUCACCAUUCAAACUCUCUAAGGUCUUCUAAGUAGGAAUGUUUAGUUUGCUGUAUUUCCAGAAAUUAAACUUUGAAAAUGUUUCA
Molecule: messenger RNA, 1245 nt
Organism: Budorcas taxicolor (takin)
Lineage: Eukaryota; Metazoa; Chordata; Mammalia; Artiodactyla; Bovidae
Gene: UBXN8
Product: UBX domain protein 8
Exons: 8
Coding region: 7-834 (275 amino acids)
Cellular component (GO): nucleus; endoplasmic reticulum
Molecular function (GO): ubiquitin binding
Source: RefSeq, a predicted model, not a curated record